CUUUCUCCAUCUGCAAAUCGUUGCCGCCGCUAUUUUUUCCUCAUAAACCAGAUUGAACUUCUUCUUCUUCUUCAUCUUUCUCUAGCAGCGUUGGUUGGAGGAGGCUCACGCGGCUUGAAACUCGCCGGAGCAACUUCCGACCCACGGAUCCGAGUGAGUUUCUGAAAUCAGCGUGGAUAUUCACUUGGGAGUAAGGUGAUUUGCAGCUCCUGUACAUUUUUACAUCAUGCCGAGCCGGAGAAGUGACUCUGCCAUCAAGCUAAUUACAUACUCUGAGGAACUUGUGGAUGGAAAACCGUUCUAUGCUUUUUCCAAUUGUCUUCCUGUGAAGGCUUUAAACCGUGAACCUGCUGGUCAUGCCUUCCAUUCUGCUGCUCUUAAACUGCAUGGUUGUGCAGAGGAACCCACUGACAAUGAAGAUAGUGAUAAGAAAGUGGGAGAUGAUAAAGAGAAGGAGUAUGUUCCUUCAUUCAACUCAUAUGCCAACAAAGGAAAGAAGAAGUCUGGUACCCAGCAACAAGACCACUAUGCAUUGUUGGGUUUGAGCAAUUUAAGAUAUCUUGCGACAGAAGAUCAGAUUCGGAAAAGCUAUCGUGAAGCUGCUCUGAAGCAUCAUCCUGAUAAACUCGCUACUCUCCUUCUCUUAGAGGAGACAGAAGAAGCCAAGGAAGCUAAAAAAGAUGAGAUAGAAUCUCGCUUCAAAGCGAUUCAAGAAGCAUAUGAGGUAUUGAUGGACUCAACAAGGAGAAGAAUUUUUGACUCCACUGAUGAGUUUGAUGACGAGGUCCCAUCGGAUUGUUUGCCGCAAGACUUUUUCAAGGUGUUUGGUCCAGCUUUCAAGAGAAAUGCUAGGUGGUCAGUGAAUCAGCGUAUUCCAGAUCUGGGAGAUGAAAACACACCACUUAAAGAUGUUGAUAAGUUCUACAACUUUUGGUACGCUUUCAAGAGUUGGAGGGAAUUUCCUGAUGAAGAGGAGCAUGAUCUUGAACAAGCAGAUUCCCGUGAAGAACGGAGGUGGAUGGAGAAGGAGAAUGCGAAAAAAACUGUGAAGGCUAGAAAGGAGGAGCAUGCUCGAAUCCGGACUCUUGUUGACAAUGCGUAUCGAAAAGACCCGAGAAUUGUGAAAAGAAAAGAGGAAGAAAAGGCUGAGAAGCAACAGAAAAAAGAAGCAAAGCUUCUGGCUAAGAAGAAGCAGGAAGAGGACGCUGCUAUUGCUGCUGAAGAAGAGAAAAAGCGAAAAGAAGAAGAAGAAAAGCGAGCUGCAGAAUCUGCACAACAACAAAAGAAAAAUAAGGAAAGAGAGAAGAAGCUCUUACGCAAAGAAAGGAAUCGUCUUAGAACUCUCUCAGCUCCUCUCGUGGCUCAGCGUCUGCUUGACAUUUCCGAGGAAGAUAUAGAGAAUCUAUGCAUGUCACUUAACACCGAGCAGUUGCAGAAUCUAUGUGAUAGAAUGGGAAACAAAGAAGGACUAGAAUUGGCAAAGGUGAUCAAAGAUGGAUGCAAUACUAGUAGAAAUGACGAAGCUGAAUCUAAGGAAAAAGAAAGUAAGAAGACCAACGGUGGCACAGAGUCUACAACCCGAGUGUCUCAGUUAGAUAGUAGUACUGUGAAGAAACAACCNUGCAUUGACCGUGAAGAGACCUCCCGAGCCAGAGGUAGUCAGGAGCAGAGCAAAGCGGGACAAGCCCGAGCAUUGUAA
This is a messenger RNA of Camelina sativa (false flax), 1699 nucleotides long. NCBI's taxonomy places the organism in Eukaryota, Viridiplantae, Streptophyta, Magnoliopsida, Brassicales, Brassicaceae. The record is from RefSeq and is a predicted model, not a curated record.